This is a messenger RNA of Xyrauchen texanus (razorback sucker), 2634 nucleotides long. Its product is annotated as activator of 90 kDa heat shock protein ATPase homolog 1-like. Gene Ontology annotation, cellular component: cytosol. The transcript has 9 exons. Gene Ontology annotation, biological process: positive regulation of ATP-dependent activity; protein folding. Bases 145 to 1164 code for a protein of 339 amino acids. The record is from RefSeq and is a predicted model, not a curated record. Gene Ontology annotation, molecular function: protein-folding chaperone binding; ATPase activator activity. NCBI's taxonomy places the organism in Eukaryota, Metazoa, Chordata, Actinopteri, Cypriniformes, Catostomidae.
AAUUUCUACGGGGAACAAAACCUGCGGCAACAGUCGAGAGGUUUCCAGAAGCGAGCACACGCGUUUCAAACACAUUACACACCCUGCCCGAGUCGACCGUGUCAAUCAUUGCCAUCUGAAUAUCUGCAUUUCCUCUGAAUCAACAUGGCGAAGUGGGGAGAAGGAGACCCUCGCUGGAUCGUGGAGGAGAGAGCGGAUGCCACAAACGUCAACAACUGGCAUUGGACGGAGAGGAAUGCCACAAACUGGUCAUCAGAGAAGCUGAAGGAGCUGCUCAUGGGGCUGCAGGUGGAGAGUGAAGAAGGCAGGUGCGAGAUCACAGAAGUCAGCAAGGUGGAGGGAGAGGCAUCCAUCAACAACCGCAAAGGAAAGCUUAUCUUUUUCUAUGAAUGGAAUCUGAAGGCCUCCUGGACAGGGACAUCAACAUCAGGCAUUAAAUACAAGGGGAACAUUGAAGUUCCAAACCUUUCAGAUGAAAAUGAUAUAGAUGAACUUGAUAUCAGCGUGAGUCUUUGUAAAGAUGAGCCUGAAACUGGGCUGCUUUCUCUGAUGAGGGGGGAGGGUGUCAGUAAAGUUCGUACAGCGCUGGCUGGCUAUGUUGGACUCCUCAAAACAGAGUUAACACAGGGCAUGAUUCUGCCCACAGCCAAUGGUAUGACAGAAAACCAGCAGGCAGCCCAAGCGAUAACCAAGGCAAGCAAAACUCAGAUUGGCUCGUGUGACUCUGCACCACCUCCUUCCAUCACAGGGGUUAAGAUCCCCACCUGCAAGUUUUCACUGAAGGACACUUUCCUCACCUCACCAGAAGACCUUUACAGGGUUUUCCUCAAUCAAGAUAUGGUUCAGGCUUUCACACGCAGUGGUGCUGUUGUUGAGGCUGAGAAAGGUGGGAAGUUUCGCCUGUUGGACGGUAACGUGAAUGGCGUGUUUCAGGAGCUGGUACCUGAGGAAAAGAUAGUCAUGAAAUGGAGGUUCAAUUCAUGGCCUUGCGAGCACUAUGCGACGGUGACAUUGAUAUUCACAGACAAGGGUAACGAGACAGAAUUAAUGAUUGAGUGUCGGGCAGUUCCCAAGAGUGAGGAGGAACGAACACGAGAUGGCUGGGAGAGGUACUACUUCCAUGCCAUUAAACAGACAUUUGGCUACGGUGCACGACUCUGCUGAGCCCAGGAAGUAGCCACCACUGUUUUUGCUUUUAUUGUUUUAUUUUCCUUCAUUUCAGUCCACGUACAAAUGAGAUGAUCUGAAUGUGACUCUACUGAACAGCAGACAAUACAUUGCUCCAUUAUCAACAUGUCCCUGUCUGAUUUUGAUGUUUACAGGAAAUUAAAAGAAAACAUUGAAAAGUCUGAACUAAAAGAGUGCUAAGAGGGGGAGACAUGAGUCAUGAAAUAUCUGUGUAAUAUAGUUCUUAAUUUAGCACGGUAACUCUGGUGGCACUCCAGUCAUGUGAAGGUUCAGGGUUGAAUGAUGCCUUUUAUGCACUGUGGUUUUUGAGAAGUUAAAACCCAGUCAUAAGUUACUGGCCCUCAUGUUGUUCCAAAGCUAUAUGACUUUUUUCUUUGGAACACAAAAUAGUUCAGGCCGCAGCCACCAAAUACUUCCAUUGUGUGAGAAAACAUAAAUGCAAUUUGACCGUAACUCCUGAACAUUUUGCUGAACAUCUCCUUUGGUGUUCCAUGGAUGAAUGCAGGUCAUGCAGGUAUGGAACGAUAAGGAAAUUAGGGGGUGAAAUUUUGGGGGUGAGCUAACCUUUUAAUGGGGUUACUUUUUGAAAAGAUUUUUAAAGUUAGCUCACAAAGAACAACAAAUAAACAUUUUCAGUCCACUAAAUAACUUUCUAAUUGUAUGAGAGAAGGAAUUGGACAGAUUGUGGCUUUAUUCAUGUACAUUCUUUGUCAUCACAUUAUCAAAUAGUAUUAUGAAUAUAUGUAUUUUUACUCCGCAAUUUCUAUUCAUCAAGAAGAAUACAAGCUUCAGAAACCUUUUGUGUCAAACAGACUAUUAAAAAUCAUGUGCAACAACAAUUUUAGCUUUUUUUAUUUGCUGGAACUUUAUUUUGCAAGUUUACCUUAUUUCAACCUUCAUAGGAAUUUGGCUGGUUUUCAGCUGCUACCAUUUGAAAAUUAUACAUUUGAAAAAGGGAAGCAAAAACAGUUGCUCAGUAAGCGUUCAAUAUCUUGCCCCAAAUUAUGAUCCAGAAAAAGGUUUGUAGCCUAUUGAGUUUAUUUUCUUUUUUCUGCAACACACUUUGUGAUGAAACAAAGAGCUUAAUUUACUUAAAAUAAAAGUACCAUUGAAACAUCAUCCUCAGAAAUUUUAUUCAGCCAUAAUUUUGCAUUAUCCUGGGAUAGAUCCAUUUUUUUCUACUGCAGCUUUCCUCAUAUCCCUCAUUAAUUAGGUGAGGAGUAGAAUAUGCAUCUAUACAACAUUGUGUAAUAUUGACAUAAAUCAUUGUUAAAAUAUACCUUAUAGAACAUUCACUAUAAAAUACACUUGACAUGGUUACAAUAUGCUGCUUAAAGAAAAUAACCUGUGGAUAAUUUUAACAAACCACUGACCUGCAUUUAAAGCUGAUAGAAAUAUAUUGACAUUAUAUAUUUUCUUGAUUCAAAUCCUCACUCACAGCUUAGA